Messenger RNA from Coffea eugenioides, 1034 nucleotides. Its product is annotated as photosystem II reaction center PSB28 protein, chloroplastic. Gene Ontology annotation, cellular component: photosystem II; photosystem II oxygen evolving complex; chloroplast thylakoid membrane. The record is from RefSeq and is a predicted model, not a curated record. NCBI's taxonomy places the organism in Eukaryota, Viridiplantae, Streptophyta, Magnoliopsida, Gentianales, Rubiaceae. The transcript is spliced from 2 exons. The coding region runs from base 218 to 751 and encodes 177 amino acids. Gene Ontology annotation, biological process: photosynthesis.
UUUGCAAGGUGAAUGGCUGUCGUCAUUACACAUCCUGCUACCCACAAUCCCGCAAAGAACACUUCCACCUCGAAUCACUGAAACUUAAACUUUCCCCUGGCUGCAAAUUCUGAUACUUUCGCUUCCACACACCCCCCCUCUCUCCCUCUCCCGUACUGCCUCUCACAGACACACACACACACACACACAGAGGCUGCGUGAAGAAAGAACGGAAGAAAUGGCAACGCUGCGGUCUGUUGCUUUCUGUACAGCAAUUUCUCACCACCCUCGCUCUCUUGCAGGCUUGCCUUCUGGAGCCAUUCAUAUUUUACGUUCCCCAUUCAAUGGUAAACCUUUGCGCAUACCUCAUUCACGUUUCGCCGCCCCAAGAAAACAGUGUCAGUCAUCUAGACUCACAAUAAUGAUGAUGGCAAAACCCACGAUUCAGUUCAUACAAGGAACUGAUGAACAGACAAUACCUGACGUGAAGCUAACGAAAUCAAGGGAUGGCACAAAUGGUGUGGCCAUAUUCAGAUUUGACGAACCGUCAGUUUUUGACUCCUCUAGUGAGGUUGGUGAUAUAACCGGAUUCUACAUGAUUGAUGAAGAAGGGGUCCUUCAGUCAGUUGAUGUUAAUGCUAAAUUUGUUAACGGGAAGCCUGCAGCUAUUGAAGCUAAGUAUAUCAUGCGGACACCAAGAGAUUGGGACAGGUUCAUGAGAUUCAUGGAGCGAUACGCUAAUGCUAACGGACUACAAUUCAUCAAAAAAUGAAGCAAUGGCACAUUCUUUCCUCCUCUCUGUUUCUCUUCAAGUUUGUCUGGCACGUUGGUUUUCUGCAGUUAGGUUGAUUGAAAUUGGAAAAUUUGUGUUUUCCAUAGUAUUUCAAGCAAAUAGCUCUCAAAUGAGAUUUGCAUGCAAGUCGAGACAAUAGUGCUUGUGUUUCACGUGCUUCUCUUGCAGUUAUUUGUUUUAUAUAAGAACUAAGAGAAAGUAAACAGGUGAUGGAUCAAAAAAAGAGAAUGGAAUCAAAUAUUGCGAUCAUUUUUGUCUUGUA